UAGACUGUACGACAACCAAGUACAAAAGUGUAUCACUGCCACAACCGGCUACAAUGUCCCAUAGAGUACUCAUUAAUAUCUUUGGACUUAGUCAGUGCAAGAACUUUGGUAGCAUAGGGGAAUGAUCGAACAUUUGUUUGUUAUGACAGCUAGAUAGGUUAGUUACGUGUUUGAUAUAUUUUUGUUUUUGUUGUCAUCGUCACUCACAAUGUCACAAGAUCUUAGCAGCAGGAAACGUGGUCGAAAUAACUGUGAAGAGGAAUGCUGUGAUUUUAUGCCAUUAUCUAAAAGAAUUAACAACUUGCACAUCAAUGGGACUAUUUACAGCACUUGCGAACAACAUUCUGAACAUGCCAUUUUUAAGCAGGAUGGAACAGUGGAAGAGUGGAAUGGUUUGCAAAGUAUGAAAGAUGAACGGCUGCAGUCAACACAUUCACUGGGUCCCACAUGUGCCACAGACAAGAAUAGUGGCACUAAUUUUCACAGUGUUGAUGGCAACUUCAUAGAAAACAAUUGCGCCACAAGCCAGGAAUACCCAUGGAUGUCAGAGCACGUACUCAGCCAGUAUGCACCAUCUCUCACCGCUACUGAUAAUCCGUACUAUUAUGAAAACAAUAAACUAUUGUUUGCUUUGUACAUGGAACGGUUACAGAGAGGUGGAAUCCCUCUUUAUUAAUGCUAGUGUUCACAAACUUGAUGUUGCUGCAGCAGGAACAAAUUUUGUAGUUCUUAAAUAGUUUUUACGUGAAUAUGUAAGUAACAAUUUUUUCAGCUUCUGUCUCUUACUGGAGAAUACAUUUAAGCACCCACUGACAAAUUUGACCUUAUGCAUUUUUAUUAAAUUAUAACAUAGAGCAAAGUUUUAACUAAGAAUCUCGCAAAAAUACAGAAAUAUUUAGAAGACCCUUAGAAAAUAUUGGUGUAUUCAUUAUCCCUCUAACUUGUUUAAUACUGCCAAACGGUAUGAAGAAAUGAGAUGUUGUGUCAUUCACAAUGUAUAAUAUAUGUAUUAAUGUGUGUUUGUGCACUAGUUUUUGAAAAGUCUAUUGCUAAUGUCGUGUCUUUGUCCAAACCAAUGUUAGCCCAUCAUGUAAAAUACGGAGAGCACAAUGUCAUUUUCAAAUAAAGUCUAGUCAUAUUUUUUGUGUGAAACACAUGCAGCACGCAGAUGGCUCAUUUUUUUAUCAAUGUCUGUAUAUCCAUGUGUUCUUAAUUGUAUUAUCCCAAUGCAAAGUACCACACUAAGUAAAAUAUGAAGAAUUAGUUGGUAAAAAUUGCUUCACUUGUCUCAUUGGUGUCCAGGGCCUGAUAGUAAAUGAACUGAAUUACACACAAGCACAGAGGAACACUAAUGGGCACUGUAUUGUAUAAAAUUGAAGAAGUGGGUGGUUAAUUGGAAAAGGUAAUGGAAAUACUUCACUCCUGUCUUAGAAGCCAGAAAAAUGUGGCUACAUAUAUGUCUGGAGUGUGGUUAAACAGAUAAUGGAUGAUCACAUAGCAUGUAAACGUUAGGGAAUAUGCUUAUAUAUGAGCAUGUUUCCUGAUUAUCCAUAAGUUGUAAUCUGUUUGUGGAAAAUUUCUUCAUUUAAUUCCACUUAUUGCAGCUUAAAUAAUUUUAAAGAUUAUUUUUUUAACAAAGUUGAAAGUAUUUUCAGUUACCCACCUUUGUUGAAACCACAGUGAAUUUAUUUUUUGGCAUAUGGAACUAUAAUUUGUUGACAUUUCUCAAACAAAAUAUACAUUUAUCCACUACAUGAUUACAGUUUUCUUAUAUACAGUACAUGUUUCUUUCAUGAAUGCAUUUGUUGCAUGAAUGUUGGAGUGUGCUUGUGCUGCAGUCUUGCUUCUAUCCAUGACAGUUUCUGCAAGAGCAGUUCACAUCGCUCUCAAGUGGGUGGUUUAUCUUGAUGGUCUGCAGAAAAAAGUAGCCAUGUUCUCUGCAUGCCUAACUGCAGUCAUACAGAUUUGCAGCCAUAAAAAUUUUGUUAUUGAUAGGGAGAGAGAAAAGGCAUUAUGGGCUGCAAUCUUUGAAUGCUGAACUUGUACAUGCUCUAUCAGUAGCUGUUUUUGAGGCAGUUAUUAAAGUCUAUCUAAAAUCCUCUCUUAGUUCGCACUUUACACUUGUAAUCUAUUACUGAAGUACACAACAAACAUUAAUCUCUAUGUAAGGUGCCUAAUUUGAGAGACAUCAUAACAGUGAGGAGCCCAGUGAACAGUGACACACCUAGAGUGCCCUUGAAGUUACCUUUCACAGCCCAGUGGAUAUUUUCCGUCACUACCAGGCAAUCAUGGCAGUUUGUGAACAGUGAAGAUGUAGCAAAAACAUUAGGGGUAUGACUUUCCAAAUUUAAAAUUCUAUGGUUGCACAUAAUGAACUUCUGCCUAAAACUCUCAAAAAUGUCACCCAUUUUGUUAAAUUGUGAAAAAAAACCUCCCACACUAAACAAAACAUAGCUUUACAUGGGAGUAUCUAAAACAAAUUUAAACAACUUUCAUUUGUAAGUGGAGUAUGGUAUACAAUAAAUUACCAGAAAGUUUGAAAUUUAUGAAUUACUUUUUAUGAACUUGUUGUCAAGAUAUUUGUCACUUCUGCUGUGCUGUGAAGCUUUUCCAUUAGCUUUACAGCUCACUCAGUCACCACAUUUGAGUGAAGCACAUCAGGCACGGAUCAUUAAUUUUUCCAGUGAAUGGAAAAAGAUUUUAGAGCCUUAGAGCACUUCAGUUUAGAUCCAGCAGCAUAAAGUUCACUGUAUGUGUCCUCUAAACAGUGCUGGUUUGAAAACCAUACCAUUUCCCAUGCAGUUACAGUGAAGUCACAAGUAACUUUGAGCUGAUCUCUCCUUUUCAGAAGGAUAAAACUAAGCAGCUAGUGUAAAUAUUGCCCUUCAAUUCCACCUGGCACAAUGAAGGGGAGGUAGCUUCAGGUAGCUUCUGUCAUUUGAUCAGAGGCCUAUUUUUCUCCUCAUGAUAGGUGAACACUUCACAGAGCUGAAAAAGAAAUCUGAUGUCAUAUCUCCAUUCUGGGCUUUCAUGUGUUGGUGCCUUUUCUGAGCCAGAAUAGCAGUUUUGUAAGUCUUCAUAUCCUGCCAAAAUGUCUUCAUUGAAUAGGUACUUGACGGUGGUGACCUUGAUUUUGUUGGCAACAAGGACUAUGAUGUCAGUAGUGUAUCCCACUAGGCCUCCUGUUUCAGUUUGUUUUCUGUGAAGUUCUCUGUCUUCACUGCAAAGCCAGUUUCCACUCAGUUUUUGUAAUAUCAAAAAUAUGAGUAAGAUUGUUUCAAACACUUCAUUCCUCCGCUUUCUAAAAUUUUUGAACACUUUUGUGAAUUUGUGAACCUUUGCAUAAAUUUUCUUUGUUGAAAUAAAAGGGAAGCUCAGCUUUUCCCAGAGUUCCAAUAAUUCUUGUGAUGUGAUGUCUUCUUUAUAUGGGCAUUUCACUCCUUGACGUUGUCUUACAAGCCAGAAAUCUACCAACAGUAUCUCUUUUCAAAGGUGCUUUGCACAGAAUCUCAUUCAUGUCCUAUAUCGCUUCUGGUAUGUUGGGAUGGGCACUUUGUAGCUGUUGUCAAAUUUCUCAUCCAUAUCUUUCCAAGUGACUUUACUGCUGAUUUUAAUUGGCAUAUGUAAACCAGAAAAUAAAAUAAAUGCUGUCAGAAAUGAUAACUGAGGAAGCACUGCUCCAAACAGAUGUGUUGUGCUAUUUUUGUGUACCACAUAAAUGAAAUUAUAUUGGGUGUGGGAGGUUUUUACAUGGCCAGAUAAAAAUAUACCAAAAAAGUAACAAAUAGUCAAAAUUUCAUCAAGUGCAACAACAGGAAAUUAAUAUUUUGAAAAGAGUUAAAAAGCCAUAACCUUAAUAGCCAUAACCAUAAGUCUAAGAAUAAUAAUAAUUCUAGCAAUUAUAUUUUUUAAUUGUGAGUGCUGGCAUUUCAUAUGAGAUGUUGAAGUAGUCAGUAAUAAGUUACAAAAUAGUUGUUAUUUUUUGUAUGUAAUAUGUCUGUGUAAAUUUUUGUCUUA
Schistocerca serialis cubense is the source of this 4017-nucleotide messenger RNA. RefSeq lists its product as uncharacterized. Lineage: Eukaryota; Metazoa; Arthropoda; Insecta; Orthoptera; Acrididae. The record is from RefSeq and is a predicted model, not a curated record. The coding region runs from base 209 to 676 and encodes 155 amino acids. The transcript has 3 exons.